Molecule: messenger RNA, 1783 nt
Organism: Schistosoma margrebowiei
Lineage: Eukaryota; Metazoa; Platyhelminthes; Trematoda; Strigeidida; Schistosomatidae
Source: the annotation of a GenBank genome assembly
AGAUUGAAUUGAUAUGUUAAUUGGUAUAGUGUCAUUGAUUUCAAUUUUCUUAGUACAAGAGGCGACUGGAAAAGGAGGUGAGUGGAACGGAAUAAUGUGAAGUGUUACUGUGGUGUUUGAAUUGACUAAUGAUACUUUUGUACAUGUUGAUUGCACAAUUUCGAAUUCCAAAUACAGUACAUUCGUUUGUGCCUGUGUCUUCUUAAUUCAAUUGCGUUAUUUCUGGGACUCUUAGUUUGUGCUAUAAUUCCAAUAAGUUGAAAUACAAUACUGGCGUCGUGAUGGAACCUGCAAUGGAAAAGUUAGACAUUCAUUCAACUUCGGAAGCAUUUGAGGAUUAUUUCGAAAGGUUCGAAAUCUGGGUCAUGACCAUGGAAGAUGAUGAGGAUAUUAAUAUUGUGGCAUAUUUCCUCACAUUCAUCGGUAAAGAAGCAUACAGUUUAUUAAGAACGCUGGCUAUGCCGGAAAAACCCAUUUCGCUUCCUUAUACAACUCUCAAGGCAUUACUACUAGACCAUGUCAGGUAUGCAAAUUUUGAUUGCAGUAAAGAAGGGGAAUUUCCUAAAAUGAUUCAUCAGGACAUUAAACGUUCUACCACAUCACGUUAUCCUAAUCCAGUGCAUAUUCAAGGUUAUGCAAAUAGUUCAUUGCGGAGUUGCAGUGCGUUUCAAGAAGAUGGGCACAAGUUUGGUCAGUGUUUGUCCUGUGGCAAGUUCCAUGCUUUUAAUUCAAGUAAAUUUCGUAAUUCUAAAUGCUUUAAAUGUGAUGAUAUUGGAUAUAUUCAGUCAGUGUGCAAUACUAAUGUUCAUGUUAUUGCAACUAAUAUUAAGUCUUGUAAUUCUGAUUCUACUGAGUCGAGUAUUUAUAAUGAUGAUUUAUCUUUAUCAACUAUUGCAAUAGACAGUGAAGAGUCAAAAAGCAGUUCAGAGUUAAAUGAAAUCCAGAAUUCUUGUGAGACAACAGUUCCUAAUCAACCGAUUUAUCAGAAUUCUCAUGCUAUUGUACCAGGUAUGACUUUUCCUAAUGAUUCACAUAUUUCUGAUGAAAUUUCUUACAAAUCUGAGGAAAAUAUGUUAAAUGAACCUAUUCAUUAUCAAAAACCUGAGGCAGUCAUGAUAGAUGCUAAUUUUUUUAAUGAUCCAUUGCUCUGCAAUGACAUUCUUAGUCAAUUUCAUGAAAAUAUUUCAGUAGAAUCAAAUCCUGAUGUCAUAUGUAUUACAUAUCCUCAUAAUGCAUUUGCUCCUUGUGAAAAACUUGUUCAAUGCAAAGCACGAAUACUAAAUGAGCUCGGUUUUGAUUACAAUUCUGAUGAUUUCAUAUCAACUGUUGUUCAUCCUUAUCACAAAAACACUUCUAAUGUUUACUCUAAUCAAUGUGAGAAAUAUGUUUUAAAUGAAGCCACAUUAUUCAUAACUUGGGAAUAUAAAGACCCAACAUUAUUUCGUGGGGGGGGGAUAGCGUUGAAAAAUCUAUGAUUCCAAUUUGAGAUAUGAAUCAUUUCAGUACAAAACCGAUAUGUUGAUUGUAUACAAUUCAAGGUGAGUCUGUUCCGAUUUCGUUUGUUAAUUCUCAUACUAAUGAGCACAUUCUAGAUACUAAAAAGUUUUCAUCCAGUACAAUGUCGGACAGACUCAGGAUGAACUUAACAAGAAAACAUACAACCGAUUGCAAACACUUAUACUUCUAUUUAAGCUGUGGCGGAUGUGGUGUUUGAAUUGACUAAUGAUACUUUUGUACAUGUUGAUUGCACAAUUUCGAAUUCCAAAUACAGUACAUUCGUUUG